Molecule: messenger RNA, 1288 nt
Organism: Eruca vesicaria subsp. sativa (arugula)
Lineage: Eukaryota; Viridiplantae; Streptophyta; Magnoliopsida; Brassicales; Brassicaceae
Source: the annotation of a GenBank genome assembly
AAAGAUACUAGAGCAAUGAAGGUUCAUGAGUUUUCCAAUGGGUUUUCCUCGUGGGAACAACAUGAUUCGCCAUCAUCCCUUAGCCUAAGCUGCAAACGCCUCCGUCCUCUCGCCCCUAAGCUCUCCAGCAGCCCUUGCUCUCCUCCUUCUUCUUCCUCCGGCGUCACUUCUGCUACUUUUGACCUCAAGAGCUUCAUUAAACCCGAUCAAACCGGUCCAAGAAAAUUUGAAUACUCUAUUGAACACAAACGAGACAUUCCUCUAGUGGAGGCGCACCCGGGAGGGACAAGGUGGAACCCAACUCAAGAACAGAUAGGGAUACUUGAGAUAUUAUACAAAGGUGGAAUGCGCACUCCUAAUGCCCAACAGAUCGAGCACAUCACUUCUCAACUCGGUAAAUACGGAAAAAUCGAAGGAAAGAAUGUAUUUUACUGGUUUCAGAACCACAAAGCCCGCGAGAGACAGAAGCAGAAGAGGAACAAUUUCAUUAGCUUAAGUUGCCAAAGCAGCAUCAAGACAAACAAUAUCAAUAACGCAAUUGUAACAACGAAGUCAACAACAACAUCGUCAUCUGACUUGAUCAGGAGAGACUCAAUGGUUGAGAAGGGGAAGUUAGUGGAAGAGAGUGAAAACAAGAGGACAUGUAGGAGCUGGGGAUUUGAGAACUUGGAGAUAGAUAGCAGACAAAACAUAAAUAGUAGUAAAAAUGCUACAAUGGCAACUAUUUUUAACAAAAUGAAAGAUAAUGUAACCCUUGAGCUUUUCCCAUUGCACCCUGAAGGUAGGUGAAAAAGAUGAGGGAGAAAAUGUGGAAUUCUUAUGUAGAUCUGGUUUAGAUUCAGACGAAGUAGUUGGUAUCUAGAAAUUCAAUAUAUAUAUAUAUAUAAUUAAAUAAGUUGAGAAAAUAGCAGAAUCUACUUAAGAAUUCCCUUGUAAUCUGCGAAUCUAAUGUACCCUAUGUACAUUUUUUAUUGCAAUGUAUUCUUAAUUAUGAACUUUAAGCUUAGCUCAUCUCUUGAGUUAAGUAGAUGUUCUUCACAAAUUCAGUCGUUUUUAUUUAAGAAAUAAAUUAAGUCGUGAUUAUGAUAGACCUAGUACUUUUUUACAAAAAUUCAAUAUUUUGUAUUGUUAUAACGAGUCAAGAACAUAUAGUAUCUUUUAGUGACAACAUAUUAAACUUCUUAUAACAAUAGUUGAACACAAUAACAGAUAUUCGAAACAAUAUGCUUAAGUUUAAGAUUUAGUUUUGAUAAUUUUGUAUACAUUUUAUCAGAUGAUAAUAGCGUAA